AUGGAAGAAUCAAACCUUCCUCCAUUGAAACCAAACAGCAGAAAUAAUUCUCAAGAGAGAUUUAAAGAGGAAGUUUCACCUAUCAAUGUAAAAAAGAGAGUUCUCAAGCAAUUUAUGGACAUUCAAAACAUGGAUAAGCAAAUUGAAGCCAUCAAGCAACAAUUACCAUUAAAUCUCAAUAAGAUGCUUCUACAAAUUCGUCAAGAAACACAAAGAUUGAUUGAAACAGAAACUCCAACGAUUUCACAAAAUGAUUUCGAAAAUUACAAAGAUCUUCUUCAGAAUUUUGAAGAAAAGUAUAUGCUUAAAGCAGAUCAAACAAUCAGCGAUGUUACUUUGCAAAUAAAAACAACAGCUAAUCAAUCAUUCGAAAAAUCAAUAGAGGAAUUGAAAAACACAACCGACCCACGCUUAGACAUGAAGAUUGAAUCACUUAGAUCCCUAUUAAAGCAGCAUGAAAAAAGAAUCAACAAUAAAAUUUCAUAUUUAGAGCAUGAAGUUAGUAAACUAGGCAUUAAACCAACAGACAGUGGUGCUGUUAAUACAAUUUCAAGAGUUAAAAGAACCUUGGUUAAUAAUUCGAAUGAUUUAAAGAUUAUUGAGUCAAAGCUCAAUGACUUACAAAGAGUUGCCUCUAAAAAAGCACAGUCUUCAACUUCUCCUAUUCAAACAAACAAUAACAUUACAAUUGAAUCACUUUCUAAUUUUAUUCCUAAAAAAGUUGUUGAUGAACCACCAAACUUAACAGAACCACUAGCCUUACUUCAACAAGUUGUUACAGAGUUCGAAAAAGAGUAUUCUGAGAAGUUAGUUUCAUUAGAUGAGAAAUCUGUUUCAAUUGAAGAGUCAAUUGACGAACUAGAUGGAAUGAUUGAUGAUUUAACUGCUGCUACUAACGAAAUUGAACUUCAUACAAAAGAAACAGAGACUCUUUGCAAAGAACUCACCCAAUCAAUAUCAAAAAUUUCAUCAAAAUUAAAUGAUGACAGCCAAAACUUAGUUAUACAGAGAACUGCACUCCAGAUACAACAGUUGUCUUCUUCAACGCGAAGUGAUAUUACUAAUCUCUAUAACAAGGUGAAAAAGAUAGAAUUAUCACUUCCUCUUUGA
Molecule: messenger RNA, 1110 nt
Organism: Trichomonas vaginalis G3
Lineage: Eukaryota; Parabasalia; Trichomonadida; Trichomonadidae
Exons: 1
Coding region: 1-1110 (369 amino acids)
Source: RefSeq, a predicted model, not a curated record